GAAGGCCGGGAGGGGGAGGAGCGCGGCAGUAGCGGUGAAUUUGGAGGGGUGGGUUGGGGGCGCGCACCGGCCGCCCCAGGUGCUGCUGGCUGCCGGGGCCGCGGCGGCUCCCGGUUGUUGCGGCCUGGCAGACGCCAGUCCCCACGGUCAGAGACCCGGUUCGGGGGAGGAGGGAGGAAGCUGGAGCCUCAGGCGGCCACACGAGAAAGAACAGCACAAGAAGAAACUUUAAAAGGCAUUGUUGAUUUGACUACAGCAGCGAUCCCCGAAAUCACAGGAAAGUCCAGACCCCAGCCCAGGGGAUGAUGCUGCUCACAUCAUAGUGUGUCUUGGCACCUCAGUCACCCAAAUCUCGAGAAUCCCUCACAGGAACAUCCGGACUUCCUGGGGUUCUGAUAGUCAGUCAUACAGAGGAAGGCCUUGAGCACGUGGAUUUUGGAGAAUCUGUUCUAAAAGUGUAAAAAGUGCAAAAGGAGAAAUACAAAUGUCUACCGCAAGACGAAAACGCAAUGUGUUAUGUUGUUUACCGUAAGCUGUAGUAAGAUGAGCUCAAUUGUUGACAGAGAUGACAGUAGUAUUUUUGAUGGAUUGGUGGAAGAAGAUGACAAGGACAAAGCAAAAAGAGUAUCUAGAAACAAAUCUGAAAAGAAACGUAGAGAUCAAUUCAAUGUUCUCAUUAAAGAACUUGGAUCUAUGCUUCCUGGUAAUGCUAGAAAGAUGGACAAGUCCACUGUUUUGCAGAAGAGCAUUGACUUUUUACGCAAACAUAAAGAAAUCACUGCACAGUCAGAUGCUAGUGAAAUUCGACAGGACUGGAAACCUACAUUCCUUAGUAAUGAAGAGUUUACACAAUUAAUGUUAGAGGCUCUUGAUGGUUUUUUUUUAGCGAUCAUGACUGAUGGAAGUAUAAUAUAUGUAUCUGAGAGUGUAACUUCAUUACUUGAACAUUUACCAUCUGAUCUUGUGGAUCAAAGUAUAUUUAAUUUUAUCCCAGAGGGAGAACAUUCAGAGGUUUAUAAGAUACUCUCUACUCACCUGCUGGAAAGUGAUUCAUUAACCCCUGAAUACUUAAAAUCUAAAAAUCAGUUAGAAUUUUGUUGUCAUAUGCUUCGAGGAACAAUAGAUCCAAAGGAGCCAUCCACCUAUGAAUAUGUGAGAUUUAUAGGAAAUUUUAAGUCUCUAAACAGUGUAUCAACUUCAGCACACAAUGGUUUUGAAGGAACUAUACAACGCACACAUAGGCCUUCUUAUGAAGACAGAGUUUGUUUCGUAGCUACUGUCAGAUUAGCUACACCUCAGUUCAUCAAGGAAAUGUGUACUGUUGAAGAGCCUAAUGAAGAGUUUACAUCUAGACACAGUUUAGAAUGGAAGUUUCUAUUUCUGGAUCACAGGGCACCACCAAUAAUAGGCUAUUUGCCAUUUGAAGUUUUGGGAACAUCAGGCUAUGAUUACUAUCAUGUGGAUGACCUAGAAAAUCUGGCAAAAUGUCAUGAGCACUUAAUGCAGUAUGGGAAAGGCAAGUCCUGCUAUUAUAGGUUCCUGACCAAAGGACAGCAGUGGAUUUGGCUUCAGACUCAUUAUUAUAUCACUUACCAUCAGUGGAACUCAAGGCCAGAGUUCAUUGUGUGCACUCACACUGUAGUAAGUUAUGCAGAAGUCAGGGCUGAAAGACGACGAGAACUUGGCAUUGAAGAGUCUCUUCCUGAGACAGCUGCUGACAAAAGCCAAGAUUCAGGGUCUGACAACCGUAUCAAUACAGUCAGUCUCAAGGAAGCACUGGAAAGGUUUGAUCACAGCCCAACUCCGUCUGCCUCUUCCAGAAGCUCACGAAAGUCAUCUCACACAGCAGUCUCAGACCCUUCCUCAACACCGACAAAGAUUCCCACUGAUACUAGCACUCCUCCCAGACAGCAUUUGCCAGCUCACGAAAAGACGACACAGCGGAGGCCGUCCUUCAGCAGUCAGUCCAUAAACUCCCAGUCUGUUGGUCCAUCAUUAACACAGCCAGUGAUGUCUCAAGCUGCAAAUUUACCAAUUCCACAAGGCAUGUCACAGUUUCAGUUUUCAGCCCAGUUAGGAGCCAUGCAGCAUUUAAAAGACCAGCUGGAGCAGCGGACACGGAUGAUAGAGGCAAAUAUUCAUCGGCAACAAGAAGAGCUAAGGAAAAUCCAAGAACAGCUUCAAAUGGUCCAUGGACAAGGGCUUCAGAUGUUUUUGCAACAAUCAAACUCUGGAUUGAAUUUUGGUUCCGUUCAACUUGCCUCUGGAAAUUCUAAUAUCCAGCAACUUACACCUAUAAAUAUGCAAGGCCAAGUCGUUUCUGGUAGCCAGAUUCCAAGUGGAAUGAAUACUGGACAUAUGACCACAAACCAGCAUGUGAUACAACAGACUCUACACAGUACGUCAGCUCAGAGUCAACAGAGUGUAAUGAGUGGACAUAGUCAGCAGACGUCUCUUCCAAGCCAGACGCCCAGCACUCUCACAGCCCCACUGUACAAUACAAUGGUGAUCUCCCAGCCUGCGGCCGGGAGCAUGGUCCAGAUCCCAUCCAGUAUGCCCCAGAACAGUACGCAGAGUGCUACGGUAACCACGUUCACUCAGGACAGACAGAUAAGAUUUUCUCAAGGUCAGCAACUUGUGACCAAAUUAGUGACUGCUCCUGUAGCUUGUGGGGCUGUCAUGGUACCAAGUACCAUGCUUAUGGGCCAGGUGGUGACUGCCUAUCCGACCUUUGCCACGCAGCAGCAGCAGCAGCAGCAGCAGCAGCAGCAGCAGCAGCAGCAGCAGCAGCAGACCUCCCAAGAGCAGCAGCUUCCUGCAGUUCAGCAACCAUCUCAGGCCCAGCUGACCCAGCCACCACAGCAGUUUUUACAAACACCUAGGUUGCUCCAUGGGAAUCCUUCCACUCAGCUCAUCCUCUCUGCUGCCUUUCCUCUACAACAGAGCACCUUCCCUCCAUCGCAUCACCAGCAACACCAGCCUCAGCAGCAGCAGCAGCUUAGUCGGCACAGGACUGACAGUCUGAGUGACCCUCCCAAGGUCCAGCCACAGUAGCACACACACUUCCUCUCGGACACUAGAGAGGAAGGGGAUGGCCAGAAAGUCACUCAGAUGACAUAUGGUUAGAAGUUUGGCGGUUCGGUGAGGAUAGUCUUGAGUGUUCCAGUUCCUGGAUUAGUUGGUAGGGAGAUGCUGCCCAGUGCUACAGAUGCACAUUAAAUACCAGCCAGUGGGGGAUAGUAGGGACACAGCCAAUCGGACAGUUUCUUUGCCCAGAUAUUUUUUUGAUGGAGAAAGAGUAUAUUGCCAAAUGUUAACAAGUUCAACUAUCCUGACCUUUACUGAAUCAGAAAAGCACUGACAGUAUUGGUAGCUUUAGUGGUUCUGUGCCUGGUAUCAAAUGUUACAGAGGACACAUCACUGCCAGGGGUUUGCUUAGAUCCAUGAAGAUAGUCCAGUAGUUAGUAGUCCCCACCCCAAACUCCCCUCCCUGCUCAGAUAAUGAUGGAUCAGUGAUUCCUUUCAGAAUGUUGUGCAGGUUUGAAUUCUCUGUAUAGACGCUCUAUAGAUGUGUCUGUGUCUGGAUGGAGGAGAGAGCAAGCCUUCUUUGCACAGCAUGAAAGCAUUAUCUGUCCCUUACAGGUAUGAGUACAUUUCAUUAGAUUUUGACACCAUGUACAAACUGAUAACAGCCUCCUUUUCAUUUUGUUUACAACAUAAUAGUGUUCUAGUCACUUUUCCAGGGCACAAGUCUUUUUGUUCGUGCUUUGGCUGUGGUGUCACAGUUUGUUCAAUGAGAUAUAAUGUGCUGCUGGGAAUGGAUUUUUUUUUUCAGGUUAAAUUAUUGCUACAUUUCCAUUUAUCCAGAAAUAUUCCUAUUUCAUUAUUUUAAUUAUGUUUGAAAAUAGAAUUGCACUGUUUUAUUUUGGAUGGUUGGCUGAGAGUUUGAUCAUGUAUUUUGAUAUGUUUCAUAGUUGGAAUAUUUAUGUAAAUGGUUUUCAACAAGCCUGAAAGUGAUUUCAAGAAUGUUUCAGUUAUAAGAGUCAAAUUUGCACACAGAACAUUUUAGGCACUUUUUAACAUUCUCAGUGGUAGGAAUUUUAACUUUUAGGAUUUGUUGGAAUCUUUUUAUUAUCCUUAAAAAUUUCAAUGCUUCUUUUAGUCAAAAUGAUUCAGGGUUAUUUGAGGGGGAAAAACCCAUAGUGCCUUGAUUUUAAUUCAGGUGAUAACUCACCAUCUUGAACUCAUUGUCUGGUUUCAGUAGCAGUUUUGAAACCUUAGUACAUUUUUAGCAGCAUGUGGGUCUCAGUGUCAUUCUUAAGUUCCCAUGAAGACUGCUAUGUCUCAUGGGCCACCUGAAUAGGAUCACGGUUGUUAAUGUGAUCCCAAAUUUAUUUCCAAAUUGUUUCUUCCUUUAAAGCUAAAUAGUCCUUUAAGAAUUACUGGUAAACACUUGCUCAGAGGAAGGGUAGGAAUUACCUUUAACCUUUGUCAAACCACGACUGUAACUCACAUGCUUUCUAAACAUGAAUUAAGAUUUCAUUUGGCAAUACCAUACUCUACAGGUAAUAAACUCCAACGAAGUUACAUAGAUUUUAAAAAGCAUUUUUUUUAGAUUUUAUGGUACUAAUAAUGAAAUUUUCAAUUACAGAACAAAAGAGAAAUAGAAAAUAGAAUAUAAAACAUUACUGGGAAAAGGGAAGACAAGUGUGGCAAAUUAGAAUUGAUCUUAGAAGAAAGUGUGUACUGGGUGAGGCUGCUAAGCAGAGGUUCUCAGCAGUGAAAAUAACCUAACGCAGAAUUCCUAGAUAACGGAGUCAGUUAUCUGUCCUCAGCUUUGUUGUCAUCCUUAAGUAUGUCUUUGUUUUCCUGUUUACCUGGCUGCAGUUAAGUUAGAAAGUUAGUGGUGAAAAAGAACACAACCAAAGAAAAUUGGUACCUACCCUUCUGCAAAGAAUCGUGGCUAGAUACCAGUCAGUAACUGACAUAUCAGUUGUCUUCUAGUUGACGCUCACAUGGACACCCGAAGAGCGGGGAGAACACAUGUAUGUAUAUGGAAGCUUAUACACGCGUGAUGAAAUUAAUGUGAAAUAGAGCACCCACAUUGCUUUUCUCUCCUUCCAAAUUGCCUUCUUGAUCUUAUGCCAUUCCAUGUCAUCUGAGUUGUGCCUCAUUUACUUUUUGGCAAUACCUAGUGAUAAGGAUUUAGCUAACAGGAGAUACAACAUACUAAUUAUGUAAUUCUUGUUGUUCUCCACAGUUUAUCUUCCUGCUUCAAAGCAGUUGAUAAAGGAGCACCAAGCCACUAACUUAGGUGUCCAUGUGGAGUGCAGUGCUGGGCAACACUUGUCAGCACCAACUGCCUCUCAGCUCCUUAAUUCUUGCUUUCCCUGAUGGCAAACUGUCCCUGUCUGUAUCCUACAUAUAGACUUCAGCAUUCUGAUGAAGGUUGAUCUGUUGCCUGCUCUUCAUUUCUAUAGCCAAAGUUGUUGACUGAAACCUAAAUCUAAAAUCUAAAUUAUGAAAAGAUACCAAAUAGAAACACUUCUCAGCUUCUUAUAAACUUUAAUGUCCUCUACUCUAUUUCAUGGGGAUUCAUUUUUCUUUAAAAUUUGGAUUCUGGGCAGCACUUUUUAGUUAAGAAAUUGUUCGGGUGCGGGUCAGAUAGGUUCUCAUUGCCCUGCAGGUACCUUACUCUGGGCUGCUUCUGCAUGGGGUGUUGCUGAUCAUAUGGGAUGAGAACAGUACAGCACAAAGCUGCUCUUGAGGCUGGCGUUAGCCUAGAGCCUAGACAUUAGAAAGUACUCCUCUUUUCUUCCAUAGUAACUAUGGAGGGGCUGGGGAGCAGAUGUGGUGGGUGGGGCUGUAUACAACUGAGCACUACAGGCCCUUCCCCAAGCUCCAGCCUAGCUAAAGGGGAGCUCUAGAGUGCUGUGCUCUGCUGUCGCAUAGACAUGGCUUAGGAAUGUACUAAUAAAAGAACGCCUGUGCUUUUGAAUAGUUUGUGAUAGAAAACUGUGCAAACUAGUGUGUGUCCGAGUUGUGUGUGCUGUAGUUGGCCGUUGCCUUAAAGCAGUCUCUUGAAGUUAGUUGGGAGCACUGAAGCAGUCCAGCUGUAUAAAGGGCAUCGUGUGGAGGGAGAUGAGCCCUUGUUCAAGCCUUAGAAAGGGACCCUUAAAGUAGUAGUCUACAGAGGUAGAUUCUUUUCACUUGGAUAUUACUGUGUGCUUAAAAUGUUUCCACUACAUUAAGGAUUUUUUUUUUUAAAGUGGAACGCAGAUAGCAUUUUUAGUAUUAUUUUUUCUGUUUGGUGAUUAGUUUGUUGGUAAGCAUUUGUGUAAAACGCGUUCAAGCUUAUCAUCUUUCCAGUACCUGUGGUCCUGUUCUUAGUACCACAGAGUCCACAUGGAAGGUAUAAACACUGGAUAUUAAUAUUGCUGAGGGCAUAUAGCCAGGAGUAAGCUGACUGGAACUCUUCAGUGGUGGAGAAGAAACAGCACAAAGGCACUUGCCAUUUUCAUAGUGAUUAGAGAAAGAAACCUUUUACGUUUGUCUGGAUUGAGUGAACACUCUUCUAAGAGGAGCUUCUGAAGUAAAUGCAAAGGAAAAGAGUUGACUAUUUUUAUAGCAUAUUUAAUAUAUUUGUAUAUAACUAUGAGUAUAGUAGGAACCCUCCACCUGCCUCCCACUUUUCUACCCCCCCCCCCCUUUGCCAUAGCCCUAGUACAGCCUCAUCCGCAUGGGUAAUGUGCCUAUUGUCAGCCUACCUACCAAAAGAUAGUGCUGCUGCUUUCUGAGACAGGUGAGACCAGACUCUCAUGCCUGGGGAUCCUUUAUGGGAGGAAUAGCACACACUUAGAUCAACAUACCACAGUCUAAAAGCAUCAUUUUGAAAGGUAAUAAAGCACUUUAUUGCAAUUAUUCAUUUAGAUAAAGUUUGUAUCUUAGGCAUUAACCAUUUUUAAAGGAUCCCCUAAUCAUCACUUAGGUGAAAUUAUAAAUGACACAUUUCUGAGAAAUGUUUAGAUCCAGUGAACCGUAGCAGGUUUAUGGGAGUGAUUUCAAGGUAGCCAAAUAAACUCUGACUUUUGUUUUGAAUGUGGUGGAGUCAGGAGAUUGUAGAUGCAUAGUUCAUUUAAACACUAUUGUAAACCUAUCUUGCCUAUUGUGUGGACACCAAAAGAGACCAAUGAGCCUGUUUGUUUUCAGAGGUCUAGGAAAAUAUGCAUCUGUCUUGAGUAGAUACACAGAACUAAUCUAUCAAUGGUUGGUAGUAAUAUUUUAGGAUACGGUAAUUUCAAGAAUUAUUGAGUGUUUUAAAUGUGCCCUGAAAUGUUGGCAUGUCAUUUCAGCGUUCCCACUUGAGUUGCUCUUGUAAUAUUUUUGCACAAAAAAGACUGAGAAUGACUGCUUUGGUUGAAGAAAACUAUAAUUUGGUCUUAUUUUAAUGUCUCCUGUGGAAACACCGGAGGUAAAUUUUGUUGGUAGACUUACUAAUUCAGGAUAUUUCAAACAGUGUUGAACAGCUCACCAGAAAUUACGCAAAAGUAUAUAUUUAAAAAUUAAAAUUCUUUUUUCCACGUGACUGUUUGCAUAUUUUUUCUGUUGUCUUAACACUACAUUCCUUGUUUUCCUGAAAUAAUAAUACUUUGAAAGAUGAGUAUUUAACAAUACUUUCUAAGUUGCCUGGGUUUUCCCAGGAAAAUAUUCUAGAGAAAUAGGCUGUAUUUGUAUAUAGUUUGUGGAGACUAUUGAGACCCCAUCAACACCACCAGCAAACACUGAGGUGCUGAACUAAGCGACAAUCACCAUAGGAAGUAGUUAUAGGAGGUCUUAGAAGUGGUUGGAAGGAACUUGUUCCGAACGCAGUUCUCUGGGUUUCUUAAAUAAAAUGGCUAUGUAUUUAUUUAUAUUUGUUUAUCUACAUUUGGUCUCCUGUUUUUAAUUUAUGGUCAGUUUUGUUUUGCAUCAUUAUCUUGUACUUGGGUCUUAUUUGGGGCAGCAGUUGUUACCCUGCCCCCAGUGACUCUCCACUGACAGAUAAUUGAAACCCAUUGUACAUCAGGAUGGCAGUGGUAGGUCAGCCUGGACCUCCCUGCACUUCCUCCUGCUCUGAACUCCCCCUUUCAGCUCUGCUUAUGACAUUACUCCAACCUUCUUCUAGUGUCACUUGUUGCCUUCAGUGUUUCGUGGGCACUUUGUAUAUGGGUACUUCCCCGACACAGAAGCAAGGGCACGUGUUACAUGCUGCCGUUGUUUCUGCCCAUCUGGGUAAAUGCUAGCAAAAUAGUACCUUUUAAUGGCUGGCAUCAUUAUUUCCAUAUAUUGAGUCCGUACAAAUAGUUACACAAUGUAUGCAUACUGAAAACUCUUUAAAAAGUUGAUUAUCUUUAAAUUUCCAUAGCCAGCACUGACUAGUAAAGCGGUGCUCGAACAUGGGAGGCCUCACUCCGUGAGGAUCCUUCCUGCUCACCUGCUCUGUGGGAUAUAGUCCUCCCAUAGUACUCUCAUUGUGGCUCUGGAGUCACACAGGUAGGGUCGAACUCACAGGGACCCAUUGGAGAACAGUAGUUACAAUACAAUCAGACAAACUGAGUUUAAUUAUGUAAAAGAUGUUUAACUCUGAGGAGGGUAAGUUGAAAAUAUGCCAUUUUUAGAUACAUGCUUUUAAAUCGGAGAAAACAAACUGUGACAUUGCUUUAAGAAAUGACAUUCACAUUGUUUGUGUUUGAGUACUGGUUCAAGUUUAUUGUUGACAACGGUUUUAAGAAUAUGACAGACCUAAAAUAUAGGAAAAGCUGUUAUCUUGAAGUUGACAUCUCCAAGCAAAAACAUUACCCUCAAAAAGUUCCUGAUUAAACACUGGAUGUAUCAGCCAAAACAACUGGAAUUUUGAAACCAUUCUAAAGUUAUUUUGAAAUCUAUUUUAUUACGGCUUCAGUUGGGGAAAGCUCUACUAUAGCACUUUCAUAUUCACCCUGUGUACGGAGUGAAGCCCAAAGACAAGUUCAAUUAGUGCUGUAUUAAAACCAGUUAGUGCAAAAAAAAAAAUAUAUAUAUAUAUAUAUGUUUUAUCUUUGUAAACUUUGUUAAAUCAGUUAGUGGUUGUAUAAACAUGCACCAGAUUCUUUGCUGUUCUCUGUGGUUCUUGCUGUGCUGUUCUUGACAUUGCUGUCCUUACUGCUUGGUUCUGGGUUUAAAUGAAAACAGUAGACAUAGCUCAUCAUUUCCGGCUCCCGAGGGAGAGAUACACAUGGCUGCUGACCUCCAGAUAAGAAUACCCCCCGCCCAAGCAAACAGUUCAUUGAGAUAAAUUCAGUUAUUAGAAAAGACUGGCAUUCUUUCAGGUAUUACCCUUUUGCCAAAACCCUAAACUCCAGAGACAAAUGAUGGAUAAUGAAUGGUUUCAAUGGUGCUAUAUUAGGUUCCCUGGUUUUCAUAAGCUACAUUUGGAAAACAGAUUGACUAAAAUAUGGACUCCUGUUACCAGCUGAAUAUUGCCAUUUUAGUUGAGUUUGAUAAAAUUGGUUAUCCUUGGUUAUCAAAGUUACUUUUUAAGAAGUAAAACUGUGUUGCCAGCAUGCCUUCACUCAGGCCUCUUGCUGUAUGAGCACAGGCUCUACCUACAUCUCCAUGUACUAUCAGAACGUCUUUUCCAUAGACUCCUGUAAAGUAUUCAGAAUCAAAAAUUACAGCAAAAGAGCCAAGCAGUAGCAAUGGAUUUUCUGUUUUUGUUUUAAUGUCAAAAUAAUUAGAUCCAAACUUUGUCUCCUUCAGUUUUAAAAAUAAAGAAUACCUCAGUGCUGCUUCUCAGUAUGAAUUACCUGCUUUCUGUGGACAUAACAUGUAAGAGUCACAUUUGAUUUACGGAAAGACUAUUAAAUGUUUUUAAAUCUGUCAA
Molecule: messenger RNA, 9901 nt
Organism: Chionomys nivalis (European snow vole)
Lineage: Eukaryota; Metazoa; Chordata; Mammalia; Rodentia; Cricetidae
Gene: Clock
Product: clock circadian regulator
Exons: 24
Coding region: 517-3054 (845 amino acids)
Biological process (GO): circadian regulation of gene expression; regulation of transcription by RNA polymerase II
Cellular component (GO): cytoplasm; nucleus; CLOCK-BMAL transcription complex
Molecular function (GO): DNA-binding transcription factor activity, RNA polymerase II-specific; protein dimerization activity; E-box binding
Source: RefSeq, a predicted model, not a curated record